Messenger RNA from Gavialis gangeticus (Gharial), 4835 nucleotides. RefSeq names its product kelch repeat and BTB domain containing 8 (gene KBTBD8). The transcript has 4 exons. Lineage: Eukaryota; Metazoa; Chordata; Crocodylia; Gavialidae. Bases 59 to 1786 code for a protein of 575 amino acids. Gene Ontology annotation, biological process: neural crest cell development. The record is from RefSeq and is a predicted model, not a curated record. Gene Ontology annotation, molecular function: protein binding.
AAGUAAAUUUUCACAAACCCUGAAUGGAAUUCCUUCUUCAAACACAGUCAGCAGUGGAAUGGACCCCUUCCACGCUUGCAGUAUUCUUCAGCAACUUAAAACAAUGUAUGAUGAAGGACAGUUGACAGAUAUUGUAGUGGAGGUGGAUCAUGGGAAAACAUUCUCCUGUCAUAGGAAUGUUCUUGCUGCAAUCAGUCCUUAUUUCAGAUCUAUGUUCACUAGUGGCCUUACAGAGAGUACACAGAAAGAAGUUCGUAUAGUUGGUGUUGAAGCAGAGUCGAUGCAUUUAGUACUGAACUAUGCAUAUACCUCGAGAGUAAUGCUGACAGAGGCCAAUGUUCAAGCUUUGUUUACUGCAGCUAGUAUCUUCCAGAUCCCUUCCAUACAAGAUCAGUGUGCUAAAUAUAUGAUAAGUCAUUUGGACCCACAAAACUCUAUUGGAGUGUUUAUCUUUGCUGAUCAUUAUGGUCAUCAAGAACUCAAACACAGAUCGCAAGACUACAUUCGUAAAAAGUUUCUGAGUGUCACCAAAGAGCAAGAGUUUCUCCAGCUGAGAAAAGACCAACUGAUAAGUAUACUGGACAGUGAUGACUUAAAUGUAGACAAAGAAGAGCAUGUUUAUGACAGCAUUAUAAGGUGGUUUGAACAUGAGCGAAAUAAAAGAGAAGUGCACCUUCCAGAAAUAUUUGCCAAAUGCAUCCGUAUGCCUCUGUUGGACGAGACAUUUUUAGAGAAAAUCCCUCCCAUGUUUGCACAGGCUAUAGCCAAAAGCUGUGUACAGAAGGGACAACCUAGUGCCAAUGGCUACACACAACGGCUUGGAAUGACUGCAUCUGAAAUGAUCAUAUGCUUUGAUGCUGCCCACAAACACUCAGGAAAGAAGCAAACAGUGCCUUGUUUAGAUUCGGUCACAGGGAGAGUGUUUAAACUAUGCAAACCACCAAAUGACAUGAGGGAGGUUGGAAUUCUUGUAUCACCUGAUAAUGAUAUUUACAUUGCAGGGGGUUACAGGCCAAGCAGCAGUGAGAUCUCCAUAGACCACAGAGCAGAGAGUGACUUUUGGAUGUAUGAUCACUCUGGCAAUAGAUGGAUACCUAAACCUCCUUUGUUGCGAGCCAGAAUAGGCUGCAAGUUGGUUCAUUGCUGUGGUAAACUGUAUGCAAUAGGUGGUUGUGUUUAUGAAGGAGAUGGGCGAAACUCGCUAAAGUCUGUGGAAUGUUAUGACAGCAGAGAGAACUGUUGGACAGCUGUCUGUCCAAUGCCUGUAGCAAUGGAAUUUCAUAGCGCUGUGGAGUAUAAAGAUAACAUCUAUGUUUUACAGGGAGAAUUUUUCCUCUGCUAUGAUCCUCAGAAAGAUUACUGGGGCUUUUUAACCCCAAUGACUGUGCCUAGAAUCCAAGGCUUGGCAGCUGUAUACCAUGACUCCAUCUACUACAUAGCUGGAACCUGUGGAAAUCAUCAGCGUAUGUUUACCGUAGAGGCCUAUGAUAUUGAACAAAAUAAGUGGACUCGAAAAAAAGACUUCCCAUGUGAUCAGUCUAUUAAUCCAUACAUUAAACUUGUGCUUCUCAAAAAUAAACUCCAUUUGUUUGUCAGAGCUACUCAAGUCACUGUUGAAGAACACGUUUUCAGAACCAGCAGGAAGAAUUCACUAUAUCAAUACGAUGAGGUUACUGACCAGUGGCAGAAGGUAUACGAGACUCCAGAUAGGCUCUGGGAUUUAGGCCGGCAUUUUGAAUGUGUUGUUGCUAAAUUGUAUCCACAGUGUCUUCAGAAAGUUAUUUAAUGUUAUUUGGUAACAGGCCUUAGUGAUUUCAGUGGUAUCUGAUGCUAGAGAAAACAUGUCUUAAAAGAAAACAAAGACAUUCUGUCAGUAUUUCAUGUGAGCUGAAACAGACAGUUUUUUUGUAUAUGGGGAUGGGUGCUCUUUAAAGGUUGCAGUCUGGGGAGGGAAUUCAUUCAAGUGUCAUACUUGCUGAUAUUUUCCUGGGAAAUGAAAAGGAGGUUACAAAGUGCAAUUAUCAGCAUUUUUUCUGGUAAACACUUAAUCAUGUCAUUCUAGAGGGGUGUUAUAGUAAUAAAGGCAAACUAAAAAUAGAAGAGCCAGGAUAACUAUGCACUACAGUGAAAGAAAAUCUAGCAUUAAUAGCUAAGGAUGUCCAAGCUAUUUUGAAGUGACUUUUUUUUUUUUUUCAAUACGGGUAAAAUCUGAGGCAAUAUCACUAAGUCUUUAUUUUAGAUUGACAGAAAAGAGAAAGAGAGGAAUACUAGAUCCUGAUUCAUAAUUAUCUUUUUUUGUACUGCUUUGAAGUUUAUUAAAAUGUUCAUAAUGUUGUCUGUGCACUACAAUAGUUUGGGAGAAAUAUUGAAGUCGGAAGCAGAACAUAAAGUAUCUGCCCAAAAAACAGAAGACCUGUUUUGGAUUACUGUACCAUUUUCCUAACUGUGGGUUUUUGUUAAAAUCAAGCUAAUGGUAUAAAAAUAGCUAUCCUCUGCCAAUUAAAUGUAGUGCUUGAAAAGCGUUUUUACAUUGCUUAAACAUUGGUCAUCCCUUUAAGGGCUUUAACCCCAAAGUUGAUGGUGCUAGUAUAUUUUUAAUACUUGUAUGUCUGAAAUGGGCUAACUCUCCACUGCUCUUUAAGACAACCUGCUAUUAAUGGAAACAGUCUUCUUGGAGUCCUGUCCUCUAAAUGUGCAUCCUCUUUUUACUUACAUUUUCACUGCAGUGGAAGUUCUUGUAGUGUGAUGACAGGAUAUGACCUUUUGGCUUUGUGGAGAGCUCCUUCUGCCUCUUGUAAAGUAUAGAACUAUGUGCAGUGUUUGCACAUGCUCUGAUAAUACUGAGUUAAUUUGAUCAUUCUUUUCUCCCUGCCCAAUCUCCCCAGUCACUUUUUACUGUUCUGUUAUGACCUGUAAUGUGAAAAUUUGCACUACUGAGCUGUCUUUGUGAUUCAAUUUAUUAAAACAAAGUUGACCGUAGAUAUUCAUAGUUUAAAGGAAUCUUAGAUGCAGGUAUAGAUUAUUAUCACAUUUGUUCUAUGUAUGGAACAUCUAACUUAUUUUUUUAAUGGGUAACUAGGUUUAAAGUUUAGCCUCUAUGUCAGUAGUGAAAACUGGAUAUAAAAGGGAAAAGGUUAAUCCUAGAACUCAUAUCACUAUAUAUUUCAGGUUUAAUCUGUUACAGAGCUUAUUCUCUCCACAACUACAUGUGGUUUGUUGUCUUAGAUAUUUAACUAAAUUUAAUUUCUCAGAUUAAAAUAAUGGUCAGCCCUUGCUAUAAAUGCUUACCAUUAUCUGGCUUAAGAGCUGAUAUUUCAAUAAGCCAAAUAUGUAGCUCAGUAGUAGUUUAUCCCCUGGCAUGCCUAAGAGAACACUGAUUCAGUGUGUGGUCUAGUUAUCCCCCAAUAGGGUUUUCCUUAUUUAAGGAAACAGUCAUCUGGUUUUGAAUCGUAAAUCUUGCACAAAAAUAUUUAACAAUAAAAACAAUUUAAAGAAACUGUGAAACUAAAAGAAAAAAAAAAUGCCUCUCUGCAUUACAUACCUCAUCUUCCAGAGAUUCACCAAACUUUUUUUUUAGGUGUGGGUGCUGGAAUUUCCCUGAAACAAAGUUUGUUUGACAGCAUUUGCUAAGAUUGUGUUUUUAAAUAAUCUUGAGGUGUGUGGUUUUUUGUUAUGUUUAGUUUUUUUUAGGAUAGUUUAUCCACAGCCAACAAUAAGCAUUUUUUUUGGUACAACUACUUUUAUUUUCUAAAUCUUCUCUUUAGAGUAGCUAGCUCUGUUUGAGCUGUUGUACACCUCUAGCUGCAAGCUUUCUGAAGCACCCUCCCUCACAGUGUUGCAUUAGUGUGUAAAACCAACUUUUUUUGCGAAGUGUUAUGUAAAAUUUUCUUGUUUUUAAAGCUUGGUUGAAUAUUUACAAGAUUUCUUGCUGCUUUUUGACAAUCUUCUAUAUUUAUUUAGUAGAACAAAUUUCAAUAUAUUACUUGAAAAUAUGAAAUAGAACUGAGUUAGCAAUUGACUGGUCAUGUGCUGUCUAGAAGUACAAUAUGCUGUGGUUAAUUCUGCAGUAGGUUUGUUAAUUUUGUUUAUCUGCACUAAAAUAUGAGGAUCUCCAUUGUGUUUAACCAUUCAAACUAAGGGUGUGAUCUAAGACAGUAACGUGUUUAAAAGCUAAAACCUGGAACUUGUCAAGGGAGUAGACUAUAUUGAAUCUUUUGCAUGAAUAAUUUGUUGAAACUAACAUAGCUGUGAUAUUUUGCCACUUCUUAAAUGCUUUAAAAAUUUUGGAAAGUCAGAUUCCUCGUCAGUUGUGCUUUAAAAUCAGACUUUUAAGAGUCAGUUUGCACAACGUGAGAACAAUUAAUUAACACUGCACCAAGGGUACUAGUAAUUACACAGAGCUCUGUACGUUCUCUCUGCCUGUGUGAUCCCUCUGCUCUGGGUUAGGCUGCCUUUAUUAAAUUGACAAAAUGUAAAGGACCAAGUAAGUGGAAAUCUUCCUCCCAAAAAAUCUCUCAGAAUUAUUUUGGAAGAAACUUAAUUGUUAACCCCCGUUUUAUUCUAAAUGUUAUUGCUGAUUUAAUAGCUAAAAGUGAUCCUGGUGCAUCAGACGUAGCGUGUGUGUGUUCUGCAAGAAAUGUAAGAGCUCCCUGUUUCUUAAGGCUGUUUAGAAAUGGCAUCCAACAUUCAGUGCUCAGGUAUGUUAGUAAGAAGUACUGUAGUCCUAUGACGGCAAAUGUGUGGAUUUUUAAACAUUUUGCCAUAAUUGCACAAUUUUGCAUUUUUACUUAAUGUCAUGUUACGUUUCUUAAAAUAAACCUAUUGUUGAAAUAUAA